This is a messenger RNA of Eriocheir sinensis (Chinese mitten crab), 1119 nucleotides long. Its product is annotated as afadin-like. Gene Ontology annotation, biological process: signal transduction; regulation of protein localization. Bases 1 to 1119 code for a protein of 372 amino acids. Lineage: Eukaryota; Metazoa; Arthropoda; Malacostraca; Decapoda; Varunidae. The record is from RefSeq and is a predicted model, not a curated record. Gene Ontology annotation, molecular function: cell adhesion molecule binding. The transcript is spliced from 9 exons. Gene Ontology annotation, cellular component: adherens junction.
AUGGCAUACUAUUUACCAGGCGUGAGUUCCAUCAGCAGAAGUGUGAUCACUGGCAGCUGGACUGUGACCCCAAUGAUGGGGGAGGACGUGGGCAGCCGGCGGGCCCAGGAGCGGGAGAACCUGCGACACAUCAUCCAGCAGUGGAACGCCAAUCGGCUCGACCUGUUUGAGAUCUCCGAGCCUAAUGAGGACCUGGAGUUCCACGGGGUGAUGCGCUUCUACUUCCAAGACUCCGGUCAGAAGGUGGCGACCAAGUGCAUCCGCGUCGGCAGCACGGCCACGGCGCGCCACGUCAUCGAGACCCUGGUGGAGAAGUUCCGGCCGGACAUGCGCAUGCUGUCCAUCCCCGAGUACGCCCUCUACGAGAUACACGAGAACGGAGAUGAGCGCCGGCUGUCAGAGGACGAGAAGCCGCUCUUGGUGCAGCUCAACUGGAAUAAGGAUGAUCGUGAGGGCCGCUUUCUCCUGCGCAGGAUGGACCUCUACAGCAGCACUGGCUUCUUGCAUGAAAGCAACCACUCCUUGGUGCACACCCUGCCGCCGCACCCCACCACACCCGUGCCGUCCAAGGAGCAGCCUUUCCAGCGCAAACUCUCCAAGCGUGAGAAAAAGGAACUCAAGAAGCAGGAGAAGCUGCGACGCGCUAACGAGGCCAAUGAGAAUGACAGCUCAGUGGCGGAGAAACUUUACACAGAGCUCCCGGAGACCAGUUUCACACGCAGCAUCAGCAAUCCUGAGGCGGUGAUGAGACGCAGGCGGGCACAGAAGCUCGAGAAGAAGCUGCAGCAGUUCAGGAGUAAAGAUGGAGGGCCAGACACUGGCGGCACUCUCAAGAUUUAUGGAGAAUCUCUUCGACCAGAUGUGCCUUACAAGACUCUGUUGCUGUCAGUGCGAGACACGGCCCUCAACGUUGUCUCAGAAAUGCUGGACAAGUAUGGUCUGUACAAGGAGGACCCAACCAACUACUGUCUCCUGCAGACUGUGAUAGGCAAUGAUGACGGCUAUAUGGGCCAUGUCCCCCAGAAGGAGUACAUCCUGGACGACGACGAGUGUCCCCUGGCCAUCCUCAUGAACCACCCGCCAUCCAGAGGCCUGGGAGCGCAGAGCUUUAACCACUAA